AUGUCAGCACUGUAUUUUCAAAAUUUACCCAGUAGACCAGGGAACAAAGAAAACUAUACCAGAUUGCUCUUAAAACACAUCAAUCCCAACAACAAAUACGUUAUAAAUCCAUCAUUGCCCCUUCCCAACAACAAACUACAAACUACUGCACAACCCCCCACGUUAUUAGAUGACCAAAUAGGCCUAGUAGAACUCUCCAUUUCACGAUCUUCCAAGAUGUCCAACCAAGGAUUUCUGACUUUUGCCAGUCAUGUUGAUGCAAACAAGUUCUUAACCAAGUACACCACGACAGCACUGAAGAUUCAGGGACGUAAAGUCAAAAUAGCGGCGGCCCGUACGAAUUCGUUAUUGGGGCUUUCAAUGGAAAUGCAAAAUAAAGAUAGUGGUAAAAGCCCCCAUUCGACCUUGAAGAAAGUGCUAAGGACCAGAAAACUCAAAUCCAAAUUACGCAACGAUGACACUUAUGCAAAGAAAUGCAAGCUAAAAAGGCAAAUAAGACGUCUAAAACAUAAAUUGAGAUUGAAAGCUAUAGAUGAUAGUGAAUUUAGUAGGAUUGUCAAAGAGUUUGAAGCCCGUAGACUACAGGAAAUGGAGUCCCAACGAGAAAAACCAAAAGAAUUGCAAGAUUUUUCGAAAGAAGCCAGAAUCUCAAACACAAUAGAGAAUCCACCGAACAAAGUCUUGCUUGUACAAAAUUUACCAAGCGGCACUACAGAUGCGUCAUUAUCACAGAUACUUGGAAACGAAGCUCUAGUCGAAAUACGAUUAGUCAGCGUCCGAAACCUAGCUUUCAUCGAAUACAAGACUGUUUCGGAUGCUACAAAAAUCAAGAAUCAAUUGGGUCCCGUUUACAAAUUGAAAGACAACGAUGUUACCAUAGGAUACGCUAAGUAG
This is a messenger RNA of Saccharomyces eubayanus, 894 nucleotides long. RefSeq names its product Mud1p (gene MUD1). Bases 1 to 894 code for a protein of 297 amino acids. Gene Ontology annotation, molecular function: RNA binding. The transcript is spliced from 2 exons. Lineage: Eukaryota; Fungi; Ascomycota; Saccharomycetes; Saccharomycetales; Saccharomycetaceae. The record is from RefSeq and is a predicted model, not a curated record.